AUGCUGUGGGUAAAGUGUGCUUCACCUGGGCUCCGAAUAGCACGGAAGCUUCAUACAGUAAACAAAAAGAGUAAUUUCUCCAAGAUAUUUUUGGCUACAGGUGGUUUACUAGCGACAGGAGUGAUAGGCUGCUAUCUAGGUUAUAGAUGCUUUAAAGGCAAGGACAACAACUCUGAGUUAUCCCCAUCUCAUUUCGUUAAAUAUGAAAUUUCACACAAGCAAGACAUCGAUUCAUCGCAUUUUUUACUCGAGUUAACUCCACUAAUUAGGCAGAAUGUAAAUAUGUGGUCACUGAUGACUGCAGAAAACCUAUGGUCUGUUGAAGUCAAACAACCGGAAGUCAUGGUGGUCCGUAGUUAUACGCCCCUACCGCUUCAAUUUAACCCAGUUUCAAAAGAAUUGGAAAUCUUGAAAGACGGUGACAAUGCUGAUGGGAAAUUAUGUUUUUAUAUCAAGAAGUAUGAAAACGGAGAGGUUGCGAGAUGGCUGCACCAACUUCCUAAGGACCAUGUGAUUGAAAUAAGAGGCCCAUUUAUUGAUUAUGAGUUUCCGCAUUUGUCGAAUGAGUCCAAAAGAUCUCGUGAGUGUUUAUAUACGAGCAGAAGCAAUACCGAAAUCCCCAAUGAAGAUGAGGAUUCAAAAUUCACUUAUCAGCCCUAUGACAUAAUGAUGUUUACAGCCGGUACUGGAAUAGUGACCGCCUUACAAUUGCUCUUGACAGAAUCACCAUUCAGAGGCAGUAUCAAAUUAUUCCACACAAGUGAAAAUAUUCAGCAACUGGGGCCUUUAAAUUCUAUUCUUUUGAAACUCCAGGCGUCAAACAGGGUCCGGUUACAAGUUUUUGAAUCAGAUAAGCAAACAAGAAAUAAAAUAUUAGAAGAUAUCGGGAAAGCUAUACCUAGACCCUCUUCAUAUAAAGGUAAGCUGCCAUUCUCUAGUAUCAGUGGUAGAGGCUUUGAGCCUAUAUUGGCGUUGGUGUGCGGUCCAGAAGGUUAUAUUAGUAGCAUAUCUGGGAGAAAAUUGGAUCUUAAUCAGGGACCCAUAAAGGGCUUGUUAGCCGCUAAAGGUUGGAAUUCCGAAAAUGUCUAUAAGCUUUCAUGA
This is a messenger RNA of Saccharomyces eubayanus, 1101 nucleotides long. It is a transcript of the gene CYC2, whose product is annotated as oxidoreductase. The record is from RefSeq and is a predicted model, not a curated record. NCBI's taxonomy places the organism in Eukaryota, Fungi, Ascomycota, Saccharomycetes, Saccharomycetales, Saccharomycetaceae. The transcript has a single exon. Gene Ontology annotation, molecular function: oxidoreductase activity. Bases 1 to 1101 code for a protein of 366 amino acids.